GCGACCCUGGUUUUGCCGGUUAUCAACAAACCCCUCUCUGGCGUAUUCUUCUCGGUUACGAUAAACAAAGGAAACAGAAAGGAUGAGGGACUCAGACAUCAGUCAGUCAAGUUCAUUUAGGAGAAAAAUAAAAUAUAAUUUAGUGUAUCUUCGCGCAAGUCUGCCUUUGUGAAUCAUGAAGUGAAAGGAAUAAUAUAACAAUGAUACCGUAGCAGCACAAUGUAAUACAUGAUACCUUAACAACACCUCUUGUAAUAGAGAACCCGAGAGAAGUUAGAGAGUGAUUCCUUAUCCCUCUCCUUCACCAGAAAUGACGCUACAUGAUUGCAAAAUGAGAGACGCCCAGCGAGCAUGUUUUGCCUCCCCCCAGAACAUAUAAAAGCUUUUCCCAAGAGCAAACGGAAAUCUGUAUCUGGGCGGAAGCAUUUGCACUUAGUGUCCACAACCUAAGCGUCUGGAAUUCGGUUCGGAUAUUAUAAGUUAUUGACUGCUGCAGGAAGUUUAUGCGAGUUAUAAGUUUGCGUUCUCAUUCUCGCUAGCGAAGCGAGUGCAGGCAGAACCGAUUGGAAAGGAUUAAUGAAAAAUUGUGGUUUGUGUGGUGUGAAAACGGAUUCCCUGUGAUUUCUCGUGAGUGAAACCAGAUGUGAUUGGUCCGAAUACAGGAUUUGAGAAUGAGAAAAAUUGAAUCGAAUUUUUGGUGAUUGCAAUGCUCAUUGUUGACAUUGAAUGUGGGUUUUCUUGCUACGAUCGACUGGAAUGAACGAGAUGUUCAUUUUAGUAGUGAAACAAAAGGAUUGUUGAAUACUAAACGUAAUAACUUAAAGUAAACACACAAUUGGAUAGCAUAUUCUCCUGGCGACUGAAUAAUACAAUUUCACCGAUACAAAACAUUGAAAAGACAAAAAAUCGUAAUGCAUUCCCGUAUAUUGAUGCUGUUUUGGCGGAAGAAACUGCUCCUGCUUGCCACCUCGCUUCUUUUUCUAGUGGCUCUAUGGUUCUGGGGGUUUCUGUACACAACGCACAUUACGGACGGGGGGAAGAUUGUUUCCGUGCGAGAGCUAAUGAUGGGUGGCAGUGGCAGCGGAAAUCACCACGAGAGCUUACUGCAAAAACUAGGAUUGUAUGACGAGGGCUCGGCAGAUGAUGGCCAGUUUCCUAACGCAGCCGGAGUGAAGUUUGUCAAGCCGACAGGGAGCUUUUCGUUGCGAAAUAAAGGAAGAUUCUUCAACGAAUGGGAAUCCAUCAUGCAGGACCGUGACGAAAAGCAACACAGUUCGAAGCAGGAAGCCGUGAAGCGCAAAUCGUCCGAGGAACUACGAAUCGCAGCCGAGAAACAGAAUCACUACGAACACGAGCUGAAAAAAAUGGGCGUCCCGAUUAUUGCUGGCCUUGGACCAGGCGGUCAUCCACCACCAUUGCAUCGAUUGGUCCAUUUAGAUCUGAAAGGAGCUCCACCAAAAAUAUCCUAUCUCAAGAGACUAAUGCCGAUUAUAAAAACACUGGGGGCCACCGAUAUUCUUCUCGAAUAUGAAGAUAUGUUCCCAUUUAGCGGAGCAUUAUCUGCGAUCGCUGCGAAAAAUGCUUACAAUAAAGACGAAAUAUUGGAAAUUUUGAAAACGGCUUUCGCUCUGGGCUUGAACGUUAUCCCGUUAGUUCAAACCUUUGGCCAUUUGGAGUUCGUUCUUAAGUUGCAGGAAUUCCAACAUCUUCGAGAAGUGGAUGAUUCUCCGCAAGCACUUUGUCCCAGUCAAAAUUCUUCUUUGUUAUUCCUUGAGGAGCUCCUCGAUCAGGUGAUUGAGUAUCAUAUUCCAUCCCAAAACGCCAAUCUACUCCACAAAGACGAUAUAGAUAAGCUAACGCCAAAGUUAACACAUAUUCAUAUAGGUUGUGAUGAAGUGUACCAGAUAGCUCGCUGCAGUCGUUGUAAGAAUCACCUCAGGGAUAAACUUUUUCUUGAUCAUGUUUAUAAUGUGGCCUCUAUGAUCCACAAGAAAUGGCCACAUCUCAAAAUUAUAAUCUGGGACGAUAUGCUUCGGCAUAUGUCGCUAGAGACUCUGCAAUCUUCAGGGAUUGGAAAACUUGUCGAACCUAUGAUCUGGGUUUACGCCGAGGAUAUCUACAAGUUCAUGCAGUCCUCCACGUGGGAUAAAUAUUCUACCGUUUUCAACACGGCUUGGGCUGCAUCCGCUUUUAAAGGGGCACACGGUGAGACAUUGAUGCUUCCUCCCAUCAGACGGCACUUGGAGAAUACUCUUCGCUGGCUGGCAGUUAUGCAAGGAGAAGGAACACGGUUCAGUCAAGGACUGCAGGGAUUAGCACUAACCGGGUGGCAACGGUAUGACCAUUUUGCCGUUCUCUGUGAACUGUUGCCCAGCUCGCUUCCAUCGCUAGCCAUUUGCCUCUCGACUGCUUCCCGAGGGUACUUCGAUGUCAACCCCAAAACCAAUCCUAUUCUGAGCAGUCUCACCUGUCCGGAGCCUACAAGUGAUCGACACACGUGGAUCGAACUGCACAAAGAUUCAAUGCUAUCAACAUUCUCGCGCUGCAUGUUUCCAGGAAGUACAAUAUAUCGCUUCGUCCUUCGAUUGAUGACACUGAUGGCAGAGGCUAAGGAGUACAUAGACGAUGUGAAACAAAAGCGGGGAUGGCUGACCGAGUACAACAUACGGCAUAAUUUUACCUCGGGCACACGUGUAGAUGACAUCCUCGGGGACGAUUAUCGAUUACUGAAUUCGAUCACUAACCUAGCGCGGAACGCGGCAUCUACGUUAGCUGACGUUUACGAUCAUUGGACCUCUGGCGAAUUUAUUGAGCAACGCAUAUAUCCGAUACUGGCUGAACUCAAAAACCUUGAGCGAAUCGGCGAAGGACUCAAGAAGCGGAAAACUUGGCCACAGCGGCCGCUGUCUUACCUGAAGCCAUUCGAAGCGCUGGGAAUCGAUGAGAAAACCUAGCUAGAAAAGUACGUUAAAAUUCCACUGAGGCAUUGAUGCGUCCGGAGUUUUAGCAAGUGUCAAAAGGUUUUCCCAUUUUACUCAUUCAUUAAGGAAUAUUUUCAUCACAAACUAUACAUCGCUAACCAGGAGUGAAUCGAAAAACAUUUUAGAGUGUGUUAGUGACCAAACCAAAAAAACAAUCAGUUGUAGAUGAAUUCACUUUCGAAAAACUUUAGCUGCCAAGUUGUGAUGUGAUAUUAUGUUGAGGAGAGGCACAUACUGGGAAACUCUUAUCAUCACAAUACCACCACACAUUCCAUUGAAAAAGGCCGAGUCCAAUCCCACUUUGUUAGCAAAACGUUUCGGUAAAACAAGACUGAAAAUCUAAAACAAAUUUAGUGAAUGUUGUAGAACUAUCCUCGAUAUACCAGAAAAUAUAACAUUGAAGAAA
Molecule: messenger RNA, 3387 nt
Organism: Toxorhynchites rutilus septentrionalis
Lineage: Eukaryota; Metazoa; Arthropoda; Insecta; Diptera; Culicidae
Product: hexosaminidase D
Exons: 4
Coding region: 912-2954 (680 amino acids)
Biological process (GO): carbohydrate metabolic process
Molecular function (GO): hexosaminidase activity
Source: RefSeq, a predicted model, not a curated record